Messenger RNA from Rhodofomes roseus, 1434 nucleotides. RefSeq lists its product as uncharacterized. The coding region runs from base 340 to 1254 and encodes 304 amino acids. NCBI's taxonomy places the organism in Eukaryota, Fungi, Basidiomycota, Agaricomycetes, Polyporales, Fomitopsidaceae. Gene Ontology annotation, molecular function: protein binding. The transcript has 2 exons. The record is from RefSeq and is a predicted model, not a curated record.
AUCCUCAGUUCGGCGCACGUCUCAUCGCGGUGUAGCCUUGUGAGUGCUACGCUCACGGCAGAUCACUCAGGGAUCUGAAGCAUUUCCGGUACUCUAGAUCUAGAACUAGGUGCACGGUCGACCUGCAAUUAUGGACGGUGCGUCGUAUUAUGAUCACUGCUUUUAUCAGGCCAGUGAUUCUAGUGCCUACUACAACGAUAGCACAACAAGGAAACGUACAAAGCAACGACACGUCGACGAAUGGCACGGCCAACUUGAAGGGGUCCGAGCCCGCCCACCGACGCACCCUUCCCUUUCAACAGCCCGCAUGCGGAUAUUAUCCUGCGAUCUUCCGAUGGCAUGAACUUCCGUGUCCGAAAGGCCAUCCUUGCUGAAGCGUCUCCCUUCUUCGAGACCAUGUUCAGCCUGCCCAACGGUGCAGAGCAGCCCGCGCACUCUGGCGGCUCGGAAGCUCCUGGCCUCCCAGUCGUCCCGAUGUCAGAGAGCAGCACCGUAGUCGAUGGCCUGCUGCUGUUCUGCUAUCCGGCCGAUCGACGACUGCAGGAGAUGUCGGUGAAUCCCGACGACCUAUUGGGCCUCUUGCCAGCGGCGAGGAAAUAUACGAUGGACCGGAUGGUGGAGUACAUCAUCUUGAUGUUACACUACCUCGCCGAGGUGGUACCGCUGCGCAUCUACUGCGUCGCCAUACAUUUUCAGCUGGGCGAGGACCUUAUCCGUGCCGCCGCCAGAGGUUUCCUCAACGAGCCUGUUGCAUAUCCAUACACCAGAGUGGCCGAGCUAGACCUCAUCAGCGGGUCCGCCCACGCGCGUCUCCUGGAUUAUCACAGCCGCUGCUCCCUCUCUGUCUCAAACAAAGUCCUCACCCGUUCCAGAUAUGCCAUCACAGACCCAGCCUGGGACGAUCGAUGUUGGCAUAAAUGCGCGUCCGAACGCAACACCUGUAAUGCUGAGUACUUCGACUCCAAUGGCUUCCGAUGGAUCGCUUCCUGGUUCUCUGCUUUCAUGCAACGCUGCCAUACAAUGGUGAGGCAGUAUCCAUCUAGGAAGGGAUUCGAGUCUGGAGCUAGCAUUGUUCAAGCUCUCGCCGAUGCGAAGAAAUGUGAUUUCUGCGGACCGAAAGCAUUGGCUGAUGUGCAAACCUUUUUGUCGUUGCUGACAGACAGCAUCAACGAGGCCAUAUCGAAGAUUUCGCUGGAGAUCGUCGCUUGGACGGGAACCGGCGAAUGGCCUAGUUGGCGAUACAUACCACAAUAAUCGCCCGUGACUCGUCUUGAAAUCCCUGUAGCGUCGUGAAUACGUUGCGUUCAUAGGACUACAUUUUACUCGUUGACUGUGAUUCCCUUCGACGAAUGAUGUGCUUCAACUGUUGUCGAGUACCUAUGCAUCGUUGUACACUACUUGAAUUUUAGUAUUAUGGCACCAUCGUAUUCCAAA